Messenger RNA from Melanotaenia boesemani (Boeseman's rainbowfish), 2885 nucleotides. It is a transcript of the gene stk16, whose product is annotated as serine/threonine kinase 16. Bases 240 to 1157 code for a protein of 305 amino acids. Gene Ontology annotation, biological process: protein phosphorylation. Gene Ontology annotation, cellular component: cytoplasm; Golgi apparatus. Gene Ontology annotation, molecular function: ATP binding; protein serine/threonine kinase activity. The transcript has 9 exons. The record is from RefSeq and is a predicted model, not a curated record. NCBI's taxonomy places the organism in Eukaryota, Metazoa, Chordata, Actinopteri, Atheriniformes, Melanotaeniidae.
CUCCAACAGUGCUACAAGACACAGGCUUAGUUUUCACUCUGUCUUCCUCCUCCUGCGGCCCUGCUUGAAGCAAGACAACUCACCAAGACUUCCCGGAUCGUGCCGCUAGUCUUCAUCAAGCGCUGUGCACCAAACAAGCAUUAUGUUAUUACAAAAGAAGAAGAAAAUGACAACAAGCUAACUUGGUGAAUAACAGCUGGUCCUUUUAAAGUUUGGGACUAAACAAUGUACCAGUCAAGAUGGGGCAAACCCUGUGUAUAUGCUCCCGUGGCUCUAUCACCAUUGAUAACAAAAAAUAUUACUUUGUCCAGAAGCUAGACGAAGGUGGCUUCAGUUAUGUUGAUCUGGUAGAGGGUGCAAAGGAUGGGCACUUCUAUGCCCUGAAGAGGAUCUUGUGUCAUGACCGUGAAGGCCGCCAGGAGGCUCAAACAGAGGUGGAAAUGCAUCAGAUGUUUAGUCAUCCCAACAUCUUAAACCUGGUUGCAUACGCUUUUGUUGAUCAUGGAGGCAAGACUGAAGCAUGGCUACUUUUGCCUUACAUAACAAAAGGAAGUCUCUGGUCUGUCCUGGAGAAGCUGAGGGACAAGGGGAGCUCAAUGCCUGAAAAACAGAUUUUGCAAAUCUUCCGUGGAAUUUGUUCUGGAUUGAAGGCGAUUCACGAAAAAGGCUAUGCGCACAGAGAUCUGAAACCAACAAAUGUGCUUCUGGAUGAGGGUGACAGGCCAGUUCUGAUGGAUUUGGGCUCAAUGAACCGUGCAAGAAUUGAGGUUAGAGGAUCCAGAGAAGCCAUGACCAUACAGGACUGGGCAGCCCAGCGGUGCACCAUUUCUUACAGAGCUCCUGAGCUCUUCAAUGUUGAGAGCCACUGCAUUAUAGAUGAGCGCACUGAUAUCUGGUCACUUGGCUGUGUGUUAUACUGCAUGAUGAUGUUGGAGGGACCAUAUGAUCUUGUAUUUCAGAAGGGGGACAGUGUUGCCUUGGCUGUCCAGAAUCCAGUAACCAUCCCACCAUCUUGCAGAUACUCAGAGGGCCUGCAGACGCUGCUGAGCUCUAUAAUGGUCUCAAAUCCCCAGGAGAGACCAAACAUAAACUGGGUUCUUGACCAGGUACAGGACCUGCAGAGUCGCAGCCCAAACACGCAAACUAACAUGGUCUGAUCCUGCGAAGUGCAUUCCAUGCAGAGCCAUGAACACCUUUUGCACAAUGAGCAUCUCUCAAUUCCAGCUAUAUUUUUAUUUAUUGAAUUUAUUCUAAAAAUCCAUGAUCUGAUUUUCACUCAUACUGGCACGCUUCAUAAGUGUAGGUGCUUUUAGUUUUAAUACUUGCCAUUCAAGCCUGCAUGUUACAGACCCUCGUUGUAGUCCUUGCAGACCUCUAAAUAAUCUAAAAUGCCUUAAGUAUAAUUCAUAUCUGAAGUGCAAUGCUUUUGAGAGAGGUCAAAAAUUGUGUCUGAUGAAAUAGCUUUACCUCGUCGUCUACAUUUUGAAAAGCUUACUUAUCUGAGUACCUUUAGGAGGGAGAUAAUCAUCUCAGUCAGUAUGGGGCUCUUAGCCAGCAGCCUGUUAGCUUAGCAUUAAAACUGGAAAAAGAGGAAAAUGGUUAGCAGGAUCUGUCAUCGGGUAAAGGAAGCAGUUGACAUGUUUUGGGAAAAUUAUCAACUUAACCAACAAAAUGUAACAUAACGAUGAGCUUUAGAGUUACUGACAGAUGGAUAUCAUCAAUAAAUAAAGCAAAGCUAGCUGUCGCUUCCCUUCUUUCUGUCUUUAAACAAAUUAAAGCUAAUCAGCUAGUGGCUGUAGCCUCUGGAAUUUGUGUUUUUAUUUAACAUUCCUUUAAAAAAACGAAAAUAGCCUUUGUCAUAAAAUUGUAGUUUUAAUUUUUUUUAUGAGAAAAGGGAUGCUGUAAAAGUUUUGCCAUCAGAUUUCACUCCCUACAAAAGAGAAGUACCAUCCCCUUACUUUUAGUUUUAUCUCGAUUCCUCAGUGUUGUGUUUGUCAUUUCCCAAGUUACAUGUGUGCUGUAAUGUUCAUUUUAUACCUUCAGCUUUUCUUCAUACCAUCACUUACAGUCUUUUUGUCUGAGCUGGAGAAUGUUGCGCAGUAGAGUACUCCUUACUCACAAUCCUACAUUUAGACUCACAAAAGUGCUCAACCAUAGCAGUCCUCCUCUCCACAUAUUCACAUGAUUACUCUUGUUUAGAUGCAUAUUCACUGACAUUUUGUAAAACACAGAAUUGAGAUUCUCCUAGUUGCACACCUGAAGAAUGGAAAGUGACAUUUUAAUCAGUUCAAGGAAUAAAUACUUGUAUGUACUGUAAGUAAACUGUAUCUGGUGUUGCAGGAUAACAUUUUUAAUUAACUUUUCAUGGUAUUGUGUUUUUAAAUGGUUCAGUCUUUUCAUUGAAGCUGUUUAAUUCUGAUUUUCUGUUGUGUGGACUACGCACAGUUUUGUUCUCUCAGGGUACAUUCACAUCUCUGAAGGUCUGUUAAUGGAUCUAAAUGGUACCUUUAAAACUUUACAACAAAACUAUAUUUUGGGCAUUUGCGUUUACUGCUUUUGUGACUGUAAUGCAUUGAUAGGACCAUGUGACUGCUAAAUUGCCACUGAUUGUUGACAUGUACGGUUAAUUUUGGGAGUGUUAAUGAGCAGUUUGUGGCGCACAGUACCAAUAUAUUAUCUUUUAUUGCAAAGUUUGGGCAUGACCAAUGACUACAUACUUUUGUAUUGCUGUAAGAGGCAAAAUAAAAAUGAUUUUAAUACUAUGGGUAAAAAAUGUUCUAGUGGUGAAAGUACCAGAUUUUAACAGGAGUGUCCUCUUGAUUAUUUAACUGUAUUUAAAUAAUGUUUUAUCUGUUGUUCACUGCACAGUAAAAGAUAAAUGGAUA